GCUUUUUGUAGUUACAAUAUUCUUAGUUGUGUUUUGGAUCUAAUAGUUCUUUCUUGGGGGUAACAGUAGGCGUGUAAGAUGGAAUGAGGAAAAUCUGGGGGAAAUUGAAGCGAAUAAACCAGUAAGACAGAAAAUAACAGAACCCAAGACGUCGUACCACCCCAUGAUUGACGAUGAUGAUGUUGGAUCUUUGUCUCCCAGAGGACGUAGUUUCAAUGAUUGUGUCAGUGAUAUGGAUGCUGAGGAAUUACGCUCUGCUUUGAAAGAUGUGGCUUCCUCGAGUAGAAAAACAACAGGGCAAUCUAGUGGUUGGUCAUCUUCUGACGAUGAGGCUGAUCCUAUGGAUCAUGAAGAUGAAGAUCGAAAUGGUAGGAGUUUCAAGGAGCAAAGAAAAGCACGCUAUGAUGAGUAUUUGAAAAUCAAGGAAUUGAGAUGUACUAUAGUUGUUUUAAAAAUGAUGUAA
Messenger RNA from Hibiscus syriacus, 463 nucleotides. RefSeq names its product protein phosphatase inhibitor 2-like. Bases 164 to 463 code for a protein of 99 amino acids. Gene Ontology annotation, molecular function: protein phosphatase inhibitor activity. NCBI's taxonomy places the organism in Eukaryota, Viridiplantae, Streptophyta, Magnoliopsida, Malvales, Malvaceae. The transcript has 3 exons. The record is from RefSeq and is a predicted model, not a curated record. Gene Ontology annotation, biological process: regulation of signal transduction.